Molecule: messenger RNA, 3129 nt
Organism: Camellia sinensis
Lineage: Eukaryota; Viridiplantae; Streptophyta; Magnoliopsida; Ericales; Theaceae
Product: Tesmin/TSO1-like CXC domain-containing protein
Biological process (GO): regulation of DNA-templated transcription
Cellular component (GO): nucleus
Source: RefSeq, a predicted model, not a curated record
UCAAAAGCUCGAGAGGGAGGAACGACAGAAGCCUCCUUCUUCUUCUGCUUCUUCUUGUUCUCGUACCCUUCCUUCCAUUUCGAUUUCUCUCUCUACAUCUCAGCAAACAUUCUCUCUCUAUCUCUUCUCUCUCUCUCUCUGCCUAUACGUACGUAUUCACAUGUGUAUAUGAGUGUACAGAUCGAUUUUUCUUUGAUUCAGCUCAAUCCGCGACUGUUCUCGACCAACAUUAGUCUGAUUUCAACAUAAAUCUUAGCUCUGGAAUGACAGAGUUUGAGAUUUUGAAUUAUGUUUUGAGCGGUACUCGAUUCGAAAGGCUUUGAAUUUGAGGAGAUUCGUGGAAUUUUUGCGAUUAUUGGACAGAAAUCAGUGAAUUUAAUUAAGAAUUGUUUUUUUGGAGAUUUAUUUUGAAUUUGAAGUUGAUGGAGAAAGGUGAGCGAGGGGAUUUCCCUCCAAAAAAGGCUCAAUCGGAGACGCCGGUGAAGAAGCUCGCGAGGCAGCUGGAUUUCACGGGGUUUGGAGCUGCAUCGGCGGCCGUGGUGUUGCCUGAGCACCCUCAGCAGCCGGCGGCUCAGCCCCUGCUGCGGCGGACGGUUAAGCAGAUGCAGCCGCCACCACCACAGCCACAGGCGCAGCAGCAACAGCUACUGUUGAUGCCUGCGCAAUCUCAGUCCCCUCUUCCUUCGAUACGCCCUGUAAAAUCAGAAUCUCCUAGAACGCGGGCAAGAACAAAUGUUGAAGUAAAAGACGGUACUCCAAAGAAGCAAAAACAGUGCAACUGCAAACACUCGAAAUGCUUAAAGUUGUAUUGUGAGUGCUUUGCAUCUGGGAUACACUGCAAUGGGUGCAACUGUGUAAAUUGUCACAAUAAUGUUGAAAAUGAGGCUGCCAGGCGAGAAGCUGUUGAAGCUACCUUGGAGCGUAAUCCAAAUGCCUUCAGGCCAAAAAUUGCUAGCAGUCCGCAUGGAAAUCGGGAAAUUAAGGAGGAGGAAGUUUUGGUGUUGGCAAAGCACAACAAGGGAUGCCAUUGCAAGAAAUCAGGGUGCCUCAAAAAGUACUGUGAGUGCUUCCAGGCCAAUAUUCUCUGCUCUGAAAAUUGUAAAUGCAUGGACUGCAAAAAUUUUGAAGGUAGUGAAGAGAGGAAAGCUCUCUUCCAUGGAGACCAUGCAAACAACAUGGCAUGUAUUCAGCAGGCAGCUAAUGCUGCCAUCACUGGUGCUAUUGGUUCCUCGGGCUAUGGAUCCCCUCCACUAUCCAAGAAAAGAAAAGGUCAAGAGCUUUUUUUUGGGUCAACAGCCAAAGAUCCGUCCAUUCACAGGCUUGGACAAUAUCCGCAGGCAAACCACAUAAAAGCUUCUGGUCACUCCCCUUUCUUGUCUUCCAUUCCGGCUACGCGUGCCAGUAACAGUGCAACAUUGGGCCCUUCAAAAUUUACAUAUAGGUCACUCUUAGCAGACAUCAUCCAACCGCAGGACUUGAAGGAGCUUUGUUCAGUUUUGGUGGUGUUUUCAGCAGAAGCUGCUAAGACUCUAGCAGACCAAAAAAAUGCAAUGGAGAGGCAGCCAGAAGAUCGGAUGGAAAGUUCUCUUGCUUCAUCUUCAUCAGACCGGUUACGAAGCCAGAAAGAAUCUGAAGUUGAAAAAGCAGUAGCUGAUGAUUGCUCAAGUGCAAACCAAGCUGAGAAGACUAGCCCCAAUGAGUCCAGUUCAGAUGGAGUGGAUGUAUCAAAAGGAAGGCCAAUGUCUCCUGGAACCCUAGCAUUGAUGUGUGAUGAACAGGAUACAAUGUUCAUGGCUGCUGCUUCCCCUAAGGGGUUAAUGGGCCAUGGCUAUAACACAUCCUCACAGUUGCCUCAUGGGCAAGGAAAGACUGAAGUUUACGCAGAGCAAGAAAGGAUAGUUUUGACAAAGUUUCGAGAUUGUCUCAACAGGCUUAUCACUGUAGGAGAAAUAAAAGAUUACAAUCAUUUGGCGGCCAACUAUUCUUACGCUAACCGGGACGUUAUUAGAGCCGCAUUGAGACAUCCAAGUCGUUUUCGCCACGCUUUGCUGGGCUACGAGCCAACCUAUCAAUAUAACACACUGCGCAAAAACGAAGUAUCCAAUUUUCUACGUGAACUAUCCCUAGAAUCGGAUCCCAAUCUUCCAGAAGUCGUUUGGCCAAGCAAAGGGCUAUAAAAUCAGUAAUCACUGGGCUGAGCUCCUCUUCAGUGCAAGGCACACAAGGUGACGGCCAAACAAUUGCGCAUAACGCUGAUACGAUUUUGGGCUUGGCCUUGGCCUCAACAGUGGCACCCUCAACUUCAUCUCAGCCAAAAAAAAGGUCUAGGGUUGCGACUACCAGACAAACCCUUGUUGAUGAGGAUAUAGUUGAGCUCCUUCCGACCGAGCAACCGGAAGCCACUGAGCAAGCUGAAACUGGAGUAGCUGAUGACCCUUCUCAUUCCCUCCAGCAUGGACUCCCUCUUUGAAAUACAAAGGUCGUGCUGUCAAUGCUACACAGACAAGGAUAACUAGCUCGAUUUCAACUUGGCCAAGGCUCUGUGUUUGCCGACUGACAUGGAGAGGUAUCAGCAGCUGACUGACUUGAAGGCCAUUAGGUCAGCCACCAAGUCCAUAGUUUUGGUUAGCCCCUUUUCAUUCUAGCUUCAACUGUUUGCUCGGCUAUCUGAUUUCAUUUGUUAUUUUAGGCUGCACAGAAAAAUCAAGUCGCAUAUAAGUUUGUGUUGGAGUUGAGGAAAAGGCUCAGAGCAACCAUUGCUGACAAUGAAGAUAAGAAGACCAAGUUGGCAACUCUUAAGGCUUUUUUUGCAGAAAUUAUUACUGAGAGAGAUCAACUGGCCGAGAAGUUGCACAAGGUAGAUGCAGACAAGGCCAAGGCGGUGGAGGCCAAGAAACAAGAUAUUUAGCCGAGCUAAAAAAGCUCAGGGAUCAGCACAAAGUCGAGCUGAAGACUAAAAUUGAAGAGGCAGAAGACAAAGGCUCUGAGGACGAGGAGAAUACUUAUGGUUGUUAAGUGGAGGCGACCAAAGACAUCUUUCAGUGCGGUUGGAAGGUGGCGACUGCAAAACUUGGACUAGCCGAAGAUACUGAUAUCUUCUAGAAUCCUCCCUUUCACUUAAUUCCACCU